Ceratotherium simum simum (southern white rhinoceros) is the source of this 2218-nucleotide messenger RNA. RefSeq names its product leishmanolysin like peptidase (gene LMLN). Gene Ontology annotation, cellular component: cytoplasm; membrane. NCBI's taxonomy places the organism in Eukaryota, Metazoa, Chordata, Mammalia, Perissodactyla, Rhinocerotidae. Gene Ontology annotation, biological process: cell adhesion; proteolysis. Gene Ontology annotation, molecular function: metalloendopeptidase activity. The record is from RefSeq and is a predicted model, not a curated record.
AUGGAAACGACGCUCGGCUCGAAGAUGGCGGCCGAGUGGGGCGGAGGACCGGGGUCCUCGGGUUCAGGCCCGGGCCCUACCCGGUGUCGCUGGAGCGGUUCUUUAUGGGUCCGAGGCGUCUUACUCCUGUUGGGCGGGCUCUGGGCAAGCGCCACAUCUAUUCCUGUCUCCUUGGGCAGUUCCCCGCCCUGCCAGCACCACGUCCCCUCUGACACUGAGGUCAUAAAUAAGGUCCAUCUGAAAGCAAAUCAUGUUGUAAAGAGAGAUGUUGAUGAACAUUUAAGAAUCAAGACUGUCUAUGAUAAAAGUAUUGAAGAGUUGCUCCCUGAGAAAAGAUACCUUCUAAUGAACAAGCUUUUUCCACAAGCUAUUUCUUAUUUAGAGAAGACUUUUCAGGUUCGUAGACCUGCGGGCACUAUCUUACUUAGCAGACAAUGUGCAACAAGCCAAUACCUACGGAAGGAUAAUGAUCCCCAUAGAUACUGUACUGGAGAAUGUGCAGAGCAUACAAAAUGUGGCCCAGUUAUAGUGCCUGAGGAGCACCUCCAGCAAUGCAGGGUGUGCCGUGGGGAUAAGUCGCCCUGUGAAGCAGUGGGUAUGCAAGACCAAGAGGGCAUCCUGGAUGCAGACUUUGUUCUUUAUGUUGGUGCUCUGGCCACUGACAGGUGCAGCCAUGAAAACAUCAUCUCUUAUGCAGCCUAUUGUCAGCAGGAAGCAAAAAUGGACAGGCCAAUAGCAGGAUACGCUAACCUGUGUCCAAAUAUGAUCUCUACCCAGCCUCAGGAGUUUAUUGGGAUGCUGUCCACAGUGAAACAUGAGAUUAUUCAUGCCCUGGGUUUCUCUGCUGGCCUGUUUGCAUUCUACCAUGAUAAAGAUGGAAAUCCUCUAACGUCAAGAUUUGCAGAUGGUCUCCCACCUUUUAAUAACAGUCUUGGAUUGUAUCAAUGGAGUGAUAAAGUAGUUCGAAAAGUGGAGAGAUUAUGGGAUGUUCGAGAUAAUAAGAUAGUUCCUCACACUGUGUAUCUUCUAGUAACACCUCGUGUUGUCGAUGAAGCACGAAAACAUUUUAACUGUCCAAUUCUGGAGGGAAUGGAACUGGAAAAUCAAGGUGGUAUGGGCACUGAGCUCAACCAUUGGGAAAAGCGGUUAUUAGAGAAUGAAGCAAUGACUGGUUCUCACACUCAGAACCGAGUCCUGUCUCGAAUCACUCUGGCGUUAAUGGAGGACACUGGUUGGUAUAAGGCUAAUUACAGCAUGGCAGAGAAGUUGGACUGGGGCCGAGGAAUGGGCUGUGACUUUGUCAAGAAGAGCUGUAAAUUCUGGAUUGAUCAGCAGAGACAAAAGAGGCAGAUGCUGAGCCCUUACUGUGACACACUCAGAAGUAAUCCAUUGCAGCUAACCUGCAGGCAGGACCAGAGGGCAGUUGCAGUGUGUAAUUUGCAGAAGUUUCCAAAGCCUUUACCUCGAGAGUACCAGUACUUUGACGAACUCAGUGGAAUACCUGCAGAAGAUUUGCCUUAUUACGGUGGUUCAGUAGAAAUUGCUGACUACUGCCCUUUCAGUCAAGAAUUCAGCUGGCAUUUAAGUGGUGAAUAUCAGCGCAGCUCAGAUUGCAGAAUAUCGGAAAAUCAACCAGAUCUUUUUAAAAACUAUGGUGUUGAAAAGUAUGGACCUCAUUCAGUUUGUCUACUUCAGAAAUCAGCAUUUGUCAUGGAAAAGUGUGAGAGGAAGCUGAGUUACCCAGACUGGGGGAGUGGAUGUUAUCAGGUUUCUUGUUCUCCACAAGGUCUGAAGGUCUGGGUCCAGGAUACUUCAUAUUUGUGUAGUCGGGCCGGGCAAGUCCUCCCUGUCAGUAUUCAGAUGAAUGGCUGGAUUCAUGAUGGAAACCUGCUCUGCCCAUCAUGUGGGGACUUCUGCGAGCUCUGUCCUCCAGAAACAGAUCCUCCAGCUACUAACUUGACCCGAGCUCUACCACUGGAUCUCUGUUCCCGUUCCUCUAGCCUGGUGGUCACCCUCUGGCUUCUUCUAGGCAAUCUAUUUCCACUGCUGGCUGGAUUUCUUCUGUGUGCGUGGCACUAGGAAUGGAAAAGUGAAUUCUCAAGACAUUCCUUUGUGUCAUGUUCCUCUGAACAAAGCACAAAAUCUGGGCAAGUGCCAGCCUAUGCAGAUGGCAGAAGUGGCAUUCCUGACUUAGGCUUGCAAGUGUUGACCACAGUCA